GCUGUGUUUGUUAAUCAUGGUGGGAACCGCCAUUAAUGGGCUUGCAUGGACAAACCGCACUUCCUCCAUAAAUUGCUUGUAGUUCACUGAAGAAGCAUUACCAAAUCCUGUCUCAAUGGUGCACUGAAUGCUAUGAGGCUAGGCUGCAACCAUGGCUUCUCCCCCAUUCCUGCUUUCAUCUCCACCUUCGACUAUUUUUCUACUCUGCUCCGUCCUUUUCUGGAUGUUCUUGCUAGGUAGCAAUGGCGGUGCGGUGGCCGGAGCGAUUCGAUCGAGAUCUCUACGGUUUGCCGCUGGGUUUGAUUCUGUUUCCACUAGAAGAGUUCUCCUCAACAAUGGACUCGCUCUAACUCCUCCUAUGGGAUGGAAUAGUUGGAACCAUUUUCAAUGUAAUAUAAACGAGAAUUUAAUCAAGGAAACAGCGGAUGCAAUGGUAUCCAGCGGCCUUGCUUCAUUAGGAUAUGAAUAUAUCAAUUUAGAUGAUUGUUGGGCUGAACUUAACAGAGACUCUAAGGGUAAUUUGGUUGCUAAAGCUUCAACAUUCCCUUCUGGUAUUAAGGCCCUAGCGGAUUAUGUUCAUAGAAAAGGGCUCAAGCUCGGAAUUUAUUCAGAUGCUGGGAUCCAGACUUGCAGUAAAAAGAUGCCCGGUUCCCUUGGUCACGAACAACAAGAUGCAGAAACUUUUGCCUCAUGGGGGAUUGAUUACUUGAAGUAUGAUAACUGUGAAAAUACUGGUACAAGCCCAAAAGAAAGGUACCCAAAGAUGAGUAAAGCUUUGCAACAAUCUGGGAGACCGAUACUUUUCUCGUUAUGCGAAUGGGGACAAGAAGAUCCAGCAACUUGGGCAAUAAAUGUAGGAAAUAGUUGGAGAACGACAUCAGAUAUUCAAGAUAACUGGAUUAGCAUGACAACCAUUGCUGAUCAGAAUGACAAAUGGGCUUCUUACGCUAAACCGGGAGGAUGGAAUGAUCCUGACAUGCUUGAAGUGGGGAAUGGAGGGAUGACCACAGUAGAAUACCGUUCUCAUUUUAGCAUUUGGGCACUGGCAAAAGCUCCAUUGCUGAUUGGAUGUGACAUCAGAUCAAUGGACAACAUCGCCUUGAAAUUGUUAAGUAAUAAGGAGGUUAUUGCAGUUAAUCAGGUAGAUAAGCUUGGAGUCCAAGGGAAGAAGGUCUAUAAAUAUGGAGAUCUCGAGGUUUGGGCAGGGCCGCUGAGUGGUAAAAGAGUCGCUGUGGUUCUAUGGAACAGAGGUUUAUGGCGAGCCAAUAUCACUGCAUCUUGGUCUGAUAUAGGUUUGAGUACUUCAACUACAGUUACUGCUCGAGACUUAUGGGAGCACUCCAGCCAGGUGGUUCAACAUCACCUUACUGCUCAAGUAGACUCUCAUGACUGUAAGAUGUAUGUUCUCACACCCCACUAAUCCAAAAGCCAUAGUUUAAUUACCAAAUGUUCUUGUGAAUGAUUAUUAUCUUCACAGUUCAGCUACAUGUUCUUCCAUUCUAUGGGCUUGUAUUUUUUGAGAUUUUACAUUACACAUUAAUUACAUUUUUGCUUCCUUCCACUUCAGUUCUAACUUUAUUGGUUAAGGCAUAUGUACGUUUUCCCA
Molecule: messenger RNA, 1606 nt
Organism: Benincasa hispida (wax gourd)
Lineage: Eukaryota; Viridiplantae; Streptophyta; Magnoliopsida; Cucurbitales; Cucurbitaceae
Product: alpha-galactosidase-like
Biological process (GO): carbohydrate metabolic process
Cellular component (GO): plant-type cell wall
Molecular function (GO): hydrolase activity, hydrolyzing O-glycosyl compounds
Source: RefSeq, a predicted model, not a curated record